CGGCCGCGUGAGGGGCGCGCAGGGCUCGGGGCACCCUCGUCCUGCCGCCCCCCCACCCGGUCGUCCUCCCCCUCUGGCUCCCCGCAGCCAUGGAGGCGCCUCCGCAGGAGAGCAGCCAGGUGCCUCCGAUUGCAACCACACCGCCGCAUCCUGGACUGAAGGAAGAGCUACUGAGCCAGAGCAGCAGCGGGACCCAAAUUUCCAUCACCAGCGGCGUUUCCUUGGGAGAAGCCAUUAGGCGUAGGUCUCUUAUGAAUCGGGAGAUGGAAGCAUGGUAUCUUCCUAGUGCAGAAACAGACAACAGCAAUCUCAUAGUGACUGUGGGAUGGAGGGUUGGCCAAACCCAAGGGGGCUGUAACAGAACAGAAUUUCCGACUAUGGAGGAAGGCUUGGUCACUCCCACCGUAAACUCUAGAAGGCAUCAAGCAUCUGGAAUGAGUCACUCCCCUCUUCUGGAGAUUCAGGACAGUCAGCUUUCGCCCAACCUCCCGCUGCUGGCGACGUACGCGACACAAGGCCAGACUUUCUUCAACGAGACCCUCUUUCAGCAAACAGAACUGGAUUUCGCUCCACUGAGAGGAACUCCAGAUUUUUCAGUUGCAGCUUCUGAGAGGCCUUCAACACAUUUGCAGAUAAGUGAAGCUGUGCAAUUGGCAACCGGAGAAAUUGGCCCAGAAUGCUCCAGGGAGUGCUUCUCUCUGUCCCAGCAUCCCCUGGCUUUCAGCAUCAUGGCUCAAAACAGUGCCAGUCUGGGUAGCUAUUUAUCACAACAUCCCCUUUCUUUUUCUGAGCAAGUAGCUGUGGAGCAAAGGAAUUACAGUGAUUGGCAAAUGCCUCAUGUUGACAUGAAUGCUAAAACCCUGGACUCUAAGGAGGAGAGUUCUGGAAUGCCAUGUUCACAGAUGUGGCCAAAUCAGCAGCUGGCUACACAGCAUCUUCCAAAGGAAUCUUGGGGAACUGCGCCCAGCCAGGAUAUGUUCCUUUUGGACAACAGUGUGCCAGCACCUGUCCUGCUUGAAUUGCUGGAGGAAGAGAUGGGGUUAUCUAAGCACGAUGGCUUCUUAUCUUCUGAAAGUUCUUCUUGUAAAAGUGCUUUGGGAAAGGAUCCAGAAGAAAAUGUCAUUAGUCAGCUAAUGAAGAAUGUGGAUCUGUCAGAGAGUGUGCCAAAAUUGUUUGCAGAACUGCGUCAGCCUAAAGGCAAAACCACUCCCAAAUCCGAGUCAUCAGAACCGCUUUCUGAUCCAGCAGGAAAGCUCUUUAGAAAUGCCGGUGAUUCAGAACGUAUAUCUGCAAACAUUUCACCGAUGUUGGUGUCCUCCAGGGGACCUCAGCUGGGUUUGGGUGAUUCUUGCAUGGUUACUGAGAUAUCUCCAACUCCUGUGCCAAAUAGCCAGCAUACGCAGCAGAAUUUUAAAAGCGUGUCUGAGGAAGAAAAAAGUAAGUUUGGUCCGGCUCCAGCUGAUAGUAAAUUUCAUGCUCCUGCGCCCUUCCAGCCAAUCACUUUGGCUGCAGAGGAAAAGAAUGCCAUGAGAGAAACCCUGACAAGUGUGAACAAAAGUGAACUAACACCGUCAGACUGGAGCGUAGAGAGUGAGCACAGAAGUGCUAGAAUUUCACUUAUUAACGAGGGAUCGUUCUUUGUACAUCUGGCUCAUCCAAUUCAUCAUUCUACCCCAGGGUUUUUCACACCCAGAAGCGUGAACUGUGAAGGCCCUGGCGGGGCAUUCCCUGCCAAAUCAGUACUUCAGGCCCCUCUUUCUUGCUUACGUGAAGAGAUGUCAAAGGCUUCUUACGCCAGCGCAUGGGCUUCUUCAGUGGAAGAGCCUUGCGUUCCCUCUGCGGAAGACUUUGGAGUAUUUCCCGCUAAAGAGAAUUUUACAUUUCACCGCGGCCAAGGCUUAAAAAAUGAAAAUAGCAACGGUUCUGCAGUUCUGCAACCUCUUAAAGGUAGAAUUCAGUCCAUGCCUUCUCUUAAUUUUAUGGAGAAAGUAGGGGCGUGGAACGUGAGCCGUUCAGCCGAGAAGCUGUCCGAUGCGUUGGCUUUACGUGGUUCGGAUGGCAUUUCUCCCAGGCAGAGGGCCUACAGUGCGAUUGCCGAUUCCUUAAGCUGCAUCUUGUCAAAGCAACAGAGUCUGGCUGACCUUAAGGCAAGGCCGGCAGCCUCUUUUUGCGGGCCAGGCUCCAUGACCAAUCUUCACUCCCAUGAUAACAAGUCUCCACAAGCGUUACCAUUUACCAGGUCUCAGUCUGAAACCUCCAUGGCUGCAACCAGCAGAGAGAGUUCAAGGGCAGAAAGAGGCAAUGAAACAAGACAGAAGGAUACUCUUAAACAAGCUGAAGUCAAUAGCGAUGUUUCGAGAGCUUCUAGAAUUAAACAAACUGAUGUGACCGAAGAAGACUCACUUGGCCAGCAUUAUAAAGCUACUCCGAUCACUGCUGUGUCCAGCGAUGAGGAAAGUGUUGGCACAGAGAGACAUUCAGGUCGCCUUAUUGCAAGCAAAAGGGUCGCUCAACUCCUCAAAGAGGAAGCCAGUUCUCUCAGCGGUAGCAGCAAAGAGGAAUCUGGCGGCUCCGAAGAGAAUCCGAGAGAACUGCCAGGGCGCUGUUUUCAUCCCGAGAAAAUUGGGAUGGACUAUUUUAGAGACCUUUCCCCAGAUAAUUUAAACCGAGUGACUGAUUCCAGAACAGGAAGCUACCCCGACUUGAGGAUGUCUUCAGGGCUGUCUUCAGGAUCUUCUUCGGGUUUUGGAAAGUUGCAGAGCAGUUUGGAAGAUGAAUUGCGAACUCCAAGUCACGGUGAACUCAAUAUAGAAGAGCGAAUACCGGUGUACCUCCAUAACCUGGGGAUUGAUCAGUCACCUUCGUCUAUCCUGACUCCAUUUAUGCCUCAGGGGCCCAUUAGAGAAAUCGAAUUUUCUCCAACUGAGCUCAGGACACUGAAGGCAUCUACUGAUUUAUUCCACUUACACUUAUCGGAAGAAGAUUCACAGUCUGUGAAGGAUGCUGUGCAGUCAACGCUGAAUUCUUCGCUGCUCAGUGGGCCUGCUCUGGCAGGGUCAGCCGUCGUCUCUGACGCCUCACUGCCUACCGAGCCUUCUCCACAACCCUCCAGAGAUGGUGAUCCCCUCCAUCAGAGCAACGCUCACUGGAAAUCUCGUGCUGUAGCACCACCUCUCGCAGAGCCUAUUCCUAAGUUUCCACCUACUCCCGUUUCAACAGAAGAGAAUCAGGUAAUCCCAGGAGUUCCAUCCAAUUUUGGUAAGGAAAGAUCAACAAAAUACGUAGAGCCGGAGGACAGUUUAGACUCAGACAAACUGGGUGUAAGUCAAGGAAAACCAUCGUCCGGCUCUUUGUCUCAGGAUAAUGUUGAAAAGUGUGUAAGUGAAGAAAUCAGACCUUCAGAUGCAAUUCCUGCUGGAGAAAGAGGUGAUUCCUUCACAGGGUCAAACACACCAAAAGAGAGCCAGAAGCUUGUGGCAGAGGUAGACCCUAGAACUUCAAGUGGGGAAUUCAGAUCUACUCCAUCCAUCUCUUCUUCCGGCUCAUUAAAACAUAUCAAUAGGAGGGAUUUGUCUGGAGCUCCUGGAUCAGUUAAGAGGAGUAAACUGGGGAUUCAGAGAGUCUGGUCAUGGGAUGAGAGCAUGGCCAAGCAGAAUAUCGCUGGUAGCUUAAAAUGGGAAGAUUUGCAGAUUGCAGACUCCUGCAGCAAGGAGCCAAUUGUACCUGAACAGUUGAGGUCAGGAUCCUCGAAAGUGAAUGAAGAACAUGGGAUGACAAAACCUGUAAUGCGAUCAGAACCGGAAGGUUGCAACAUGAUAGCUGUGAAUAAAAGUCUUCCUAUUUCAAUAGGCAGGUCUGCAGAUAGCAAAGUAUGCCCCUCUCCAGAUCUAAAAGAGAUCCAGGCUGUUUCAAAUAUGGAGCCCUUGGACGGCGUAUCUAACAUCUUGGGAAAUUUUCAGCAAGUUGAGGAGAGAACUAAUGAAACUCACAAUAAAGGGAUAGGCAGUGCUCAUGAAAGUGCAAAUAGCAGCAGCGUGGACUCUCUGGGUGUCAAAGUGAAGAAACUUCUCCAGUAUGAACAUUCUGUGGGCCACAGAGCUCCUUGGAUGGAGAUGAAGGAGCCUGAUGGAUCUGGUCAGAAACAGCAUUCUGUUGCGACCAGUGCUGCCUUCAGCAGAGAGGAUGUUGGUGCCCAAGGGAGCGAUAACAGCAGCAGUUUGGACUCACUGGCUCACCGUGUCAAAACUCUUCUUGAAGAGGAACGCCCUGUGAUGCACGCAGCUCAAAUCCUACGGAGCGUAGAGGAGGAAGAAGAAAAAGCACGUGCCUGGGUGAAACUAAAACUGACAGCUCAGCCGCAGGACUCCGUACCUGACUUGAAUGAAGAGGACAGGUGGAUGAUAGAACAGAUCAAGAGAGAGCAGCGUUUGUGUUCUGGAAAAAAUGAACACUUGGAGAAUCAACGGUGGGGAAGCAGCCUCAGAAGGUUUUCAAACUACAAUCCUACUGCAAAGCUAGAUUCGGGACUCUCGAAAAGUCCAAGGGACACUGAACAGCAAAAGGCCCUUAAGACAGACAGUUUGCAACUAGCUGAAUUCUCCAAGGAAAAUGCAGUGUGUGGAACUGAUGGUGUCUUAACGGGUGAACAAGAGAUUAAACCCUUGAACAGUGUCCAGAGUCAUGUCUCCAGCCAACUACAGUCCCCCCCUGUUAAUGCCUUGGGCUCCAGAGCCGAUUUUCAGGUUCCCUUGGACACCCAUCUCACAGAACUGAAAGGUGCCUCAAAGGCACCCGUAAGAGGGGACAUUAUGUCAGCCCAGCUGGAUCUCGCUGAGAGUGGCAUGUCCGUAGAAGCUGCCAAGCAAAUUACUUCUAUCACUUUUGCCUCUCGGAGGAGGUCACCUUCUCCUGCCUCCCAGGUGCCCUGGGCUGGCCUUGCUGAAGCUGACUCUCGUGAUCCUGUGUCUUUGGAAGCCCAGCCUGUGAGCCAGCGGGAGCAGAAGCGUGACAGACUGCAGCUGGAAAGUUGCAAAGCUUGCAAUUCGGCAAGCCUAGCCUCUCCUCACGUACCAGAGAAGAGCGUUGGUUUUUCUUCCCUCAGAGUCGGUCCUCUGCCCGUGUCUGUCACGGCCACCGGGGAUGAAUCUCACCAAGAAAGUGCUGCUGCUUCCGUGGAGAAAUCCCCAGGCAGUGGUGUUGGACAGAAGGACCUCGUUACAGAGAGCCGUGAGGAAAAACAGGGCUCUUCUCUACUUCUUGCUGAGCGGGGGAAAUACGACAAGCCUAUGGACCAUGUUUAUGGUAACAGAUCUAACCCAGAAAGAACUGUGACUUUGGCAAACCAGCCCCCACAAAAGACAGGUGAGGUGCUUUCCCAGGACGGCUCGGUAGUUGGCGUGGGAAGCUUUGGCCACACUCCUAAGCCUCUUUUUCCUGAAGGCAGAGAGAGUAUGUUGGCAAGAAAAGGCAGGUGUACUUCUGGUUCAUAUUCAUCCAAGGCUGGAAGUCUUUUGCUCUCUUCUUCCCCAGACCACAUUUCAACAGCCCUGCCAGCGUCCCCUUCGUCGCCAGCCAGAAAAGCCCUCUCUGGUGUCCACAUUACUCUCUCCCCAAGGCAAGUCAAUUUGGGUCUUCCAGUCCCAGCAGACAUCGAACCAGAAGGGAGGGAAGUGGAGGGCUUUAGGGCUGCCGUCAAGCCAGCCACUCCAGAUGCUCCCAGUCCUUUCUUAGAAGAUGCCUCCAAGUUGAAGCCCACAGACCUUAAGCCAAAGACCCAAGAAUCAUCCUACUUCCCAAAAGAGGCAUCAUUGCAAGAUGUUCCAGGGGGGGCUAAGCCGGCCCCACAGCAAAGUCAAGAGUCCCGGGGAAGCCGAGAGCACGUACCCGUCCCAGCGCAAGCAAAUGCAAGAGCUCAGAGUUCAAACAGACUGAGCCUAGGUGAUAACUUAACGACUACAGCUUCUUCCCAAACAGAAAGGAUGUCAUCAGAUGCCAUCACUCAGAUAACAACAGAAAGCCCUGAGAAAACCACCUAUUCUGCAGAAAUAUUUGUCAGUGCUGAGAAUGGUGAGGCUUCUCAUCCGAAGAGCCAUAAAAUCCCCAGCAACACAAUUCACAGUAUCCCCAAGAUCUCCAUUUUGAAUCGACAGGACGAUCAGCCACUGGUGCUGCCAUAUAAACCUCCUGGUUGCUCGGAGGUGUAUUACGUUCCCUGUCCGAAAGAAACCCUCAGACUAUCGCGCGUCCAGUCGGGGACUACCAUGGAGAGCUCCCACUCAGGAUCAAAUGAUGCUGUCCCUCCCGACUUCCCACCGCAGGCGCUUGGCUCAAGGGAUGAUGAUUCUCCAGAUGCAGCAAUUGUCAAACACAGAGAGGGUAUUUAUAGUAAGAAGGCUGCUCCCAAGACAGUGUGGAUGGAGGAGAAAAUAGCAAUGACAGGUGGUCCCAGAGACAGUAUCAGUGCCCAAAAUUCCUUGGAAUCUCUCAAAACUACCCAUUCUGUCUUUGGACCUCCUCAGUUUUCCCUGCAGCACCCAGCACCUCUGCAGGAUGACCCGGAUUCCUUACCUGGAAGCAGGGUUUUGGGGCAGGAUACAGCAUCCAGGGGUUCAGCCCCUUCUUCCCGAGAUUUAUUCCAGCAUAGGGGAAUACUAGAGAGCCCCCCAUCACCCCCUCCUCCUCUGCGUCUGGCUAAAAGGGCGGACAGCUUUACCCUGCUGAAUGGUGAAGUAGAUUACAGUUUUCUUGAGGAAUUAAAGAUCAACGAGGCUUCGAAGAAAGACUUGCCUGAUGCGAAAAAGCCCGGCUUUGAAAUAGUGAGUGAACUUCCUCCGGGAAGCCAGCUGACUAGUGUCAAGGAGAAGCAGGCAGCUGACCCACCGGGAGGGCAAAGCGCUCAUUUAACCAGCAGGUUAGAUGACCUCUGGGCCCAGUAUUUGGAGCGACAGAAGCAGCACCAGCAUCUGAACCCCGGUGGCGGUGGCGGCAGCAGAACUGAGCUCUCUCUGGUGGAGCGGCUGGACCGCUUGGCUAGGCUGCUGCAGAAUCCUGUCCGGCAUUCCCUGGCGCUCGCCCUGGGGGAACAGAGCAGCAGCCAGAAGGCGCCCAAGAGGAGAGAGCCAGGGAUCACCAGCUCUCGAGACAAAAAGCUGGCAGCCGGAAAGGAAAUGGCAUUGCAGCCCAGCCUAGGGGUGGCAGAAGAGACCCCUGUUGCCCCCCGCAGUGCCUGGCAGUCAAGAUCCAGGUGCCAGAACCCUGGAGGCGCCGUGGGUAGAAACGGGGAGCAGUCCCAGACCUCUGAGGCGCUCAGUGACACUUCUUCCGAAAUGAGGCCUGCGAGAGAUUCCAGCGUGUUAACUGACGUGACCUCCGAAUCCGAGGUGGCUCAGGUAGAGACGGAAAGCGCCACCCAGACCGAGGCAAGCGGGUCCGCUUCCACAAUCAACACGGCCAGGCUGAUCAGGGCGUUUGGGCAUGACCGUGUGCAGGCCUCUCCCAAACUCUCCCAGCUGUACAACAACAUCAACUUGCAAAAGUCACGCUCCGAGGACUGGGGCGGGCGAAGCAAGAAGGCCAAGGGGGCCGGCUGCCCAAGACCGGUUCGGGCAGAACAGAAAGGAAAAGACGUUCAGGCAUCAACAGCUUUUAUGUCCUCCGAUUCCGUUUCAAGCAUCAGUUCCCACGGGCCAAGCCCUGCUCUCAGUAGCAAACGGAUGUUAAAUAAGGCCAUUCAAGCAGGAGACUUUGAGAUCGUGAACAGCGCAACUAAGAAGCACACUCGCGACGUGGGCUUGACGUUCCCCACCCCGACCUCAAGCCAGGCAACGCUCCAGGGAGGGGCAAGGAGCAGGACAGAGGAUGCGUUGGCUCAGCGAGGUGGGCUCCCGGCGGAAGACAGGGACCAGCAGAAACGGCAGCCAGGCAGCUUCCUGGCAGAGAGGAGGCCGCGAAGGAGCCAGUGGCAGUGGAUGCAAGGAGUCUCUUGGUUCGUCCCUGUGGCAGAUCUAAAACGGGAUCCCCAGGAGGAGGCUGGUGCUGACGCCGGCUUCCUGCCCAGCCCUGCCCCGCUGUGGUCAGCGUCCCCGCCCAGAAGAAAGCCGUGGCGAGAGCCUCUCCGUGAGAAGAACUGGCCGGAGCAUCACGGGGGCCUCCAGGCGUCUCUUGCAAUGCAUCGUCCUGAUUUCAUUUCCAGCUCUGGGGAACGUGUGAAACGCCUCAAGCUGCUCAUGGAAGAACGAAAGCUGCAGAGCAUGCUCCAGGGGGAGAGAGAAGAACUGUUCAAUCCCCCUGAUGUGAGGAGUUAUAGGAAUACCAGUGGUCUCUCUAACAGAGACUACCGGACAAUUCGGAAAAGAGCAAUUUCCAAGAAUGAAAUGGUUGAGCGAUCCAAACGCAUAUAUGAGCAGCUGCCUGAGGUGCGAAAAAGACGUGAGGAAGAAAAGAGGAGAUCCGACUAUUCCACCAACCGCCUGAAGGCCCAGCUUUAUAAAACGAAAAUCACCAAUCGCGUUUUGGGAAGAAAAGUCCCUUGGGAAUGACGCUGAGAACAAACAGCAUCCUCCUGGGUUUAAUAAACCAUAACGCAUGUAGAAGGUUUUUAACUCUUUUUUUUCUUGUCUAGGCUAGAGUUUGUGCAGAGAGACUACUCAGGCAGUUUUCCCCUUAUGCACCUUGGAUUUCCUGACAUUAAUGCGGGUUCGUGGGCACCCUUCCCAGUCACCAGGUAGCUUCGCUGUUGUGUUUGCAAACCAAUGAUCGUAGGAAGAUUUUUUUUUUCAACCCACAAACAAGGAUUUUUCAUAUUCUGCCUACAUUCUCAUGGAUCAGGGUUAUGUAGAAUUAAUUUAUAAACAACUAUUAAGUUGGUGGUUUUAUGUGUGAAAGUAGCUUUUGUUAUUUUUAUAUAAAUAUUUGUAUUUUGGGUAGUUUGUAUCACCAGUAAUUGGAUUAUUGCCCUGUGUGUUUUUAUUUAUCUGUGGUAGAAAAAAAAAUUAAAAUCUCUUACAAUAUCCCUGCUCCUGAUACUUCCACUGAUCAUUUUCUUCAGCUGUUAACUAAUAUAGGAACAGAGGCCUCCUCAGGAGGUGUCAAAA
This is a messenger RNA of Candoia aspera, 9092 nucleotides long. It is a transcript of the gene ALMS1, whose product is annotated as ALMS1 centrosome and basal body associated protein. The coding region runs from base 90 to 8537 and encodes 2815 amino acids. Lineage: Eukaryota; Metazoa; Chordata; Lepidosauria; Squamata; Candoiidae. The transcript has 19 exons. Gene Ontology annotation, molecular function: microtubule binding. The record is from RefSeq and is a predicted model, not a curated record.